Molecule: messenger RNA, 792 nt
Organism: Cyclocybe aegerita
Lineage: Eukaryota; Fungi; Basidiomycota; Agaricomycetes; Agaricales; Hemipholiotaceae
Source: the annotation of a GenBank genome assembly
AUGAGCGAUUCACCUAUCAACGAACCCUUCAUUCCCCCAAGUCCUUUGAAUUUCCUCCCAAAAAAUGAGCCACCCCGUCUACCAACACCAGAGAUGCAAGUGUUUUCUCCGCCUCACGAUGCAAGUCUAACGAUCUACUGGCGGAACCCUCGAGGAUGGCAGCUCCCUGGAUCUCCUUGGAUGCGAGCGCACCUGUUUCAUCCCCACAUGCCCUUCGUGCCUCUGGAACCUGCCCCAAUGUUCUACAUCCAUCGCCACUUGUGUCAGAACUUCGCCAAUCCAGACGCCGGACCAGAACUUCUGUGGGAUCUCAUUCAUGAACCAGACUUCGCGCGUAUUCGAGACCCGAAGCAUUUCAAAAGAUGGAUCAAACCCGACUUUGACGCGGAAGCCCUUCAGCCUAGUGUCAAGAAAGUAUGGGUGUUCUCUGAUCACCCUGUCCUCGCAUACUGGAUGACACGUUGGGGUCAUAUAACCAUCGAGUCAGACAAAGUGACCGUGCGAGACGUCCUUCAGGCCAUCUCGGACUAUCUGCAUAUGCCCCUCACCAAAGAGGACAUUCACGACGUCAGCGCCGUUCCCGGAAAUCGAGAACAUCUCCGUUUCGCGCGCGCACAACGAGCAAAGGAUUCGUACGAAGUUGAAUCAGUCGUUCUUUCUUCAGGGUACAAACGAAUUGACGUCCUAGGCGGGCAUAGGAGGUUCAAAGGCAUCCACAUUCUGAUCUUCCCAGACGAAACGUGGCGCAUGUACGUGGGACUACUUCCGGGACCCGUGCCGCGCGUCUGCUGA